Molecule: messenger RNA, 2284 nt
Organism: Misgurnus anguillicaudatus (oriental weatherfish)
Lineage: Eukaryota; Metazoa; Chordata; Actinopteri; Cypriniformes; Cobitidae
Source: RefSeq, a predicted model, not a curated record
AUUUUUUUCAGUGCAAGAGAUCUCUGGGCUGUAUUUUGGCACAUUCAGAGGUGAUCUGGACCAUGAACCAGGUCCUCUGGGAUGUCUUUUUGCUGAUGUCUCUUUACAGUGGAAACUUGCUGUGUGCAAAAGGUAACUGAGGUGAGAAAAGUCUUAGCAAGUAGAUUUAUCUAAAAGUGCCCAUCGUGUACAUCUCUCAUUGUUGUCUCAGGAGAAAUCAGACUUUAGCAGAGCAGGUUUCAUGAGUUUAUAGCUUUGUCAUCUCAGGGUUAAGUUUUAGGUCUGCAUCUUUUUAUACGUCACACGACAUAUAUGCCUUAAAUGUGGUUGCUUUAGCAAACAUACUGCAGUCUGGAUGGACUGGAGCCUUUUACAACUUCACUGAGUAAGUAGUUAUUUUACAUAUUGACUUUGUUCCUUUAUAAUCAUUUAUACACUUAUACUGGGAUGUUUCAACCCAUGGUUGGGUGUAAAAUAUGGACAAACCCAAACGCUGGUUUAAACUACAUCCUGCAUACAACCCAGCAUAGGUUACCCAACAAUUGUGUUGUCUAUAGUUUACUCAACCAUGGGUUGAAACAACCCAGAAAGUACAUAUUUAAUAAUUAUAUGUAAUAUGUAAAUAGCAUAUUAAUAUACUAAAUGCAUAAAGCAAAGGAAUGUGAAUAUAAAAAAUGUUUUUGUCUCUCCAGAUUUGGUGUUUACUGUAAAUCCUGUUUAGCAUGUAUGUAUCAGACAGCUCUUGCCUUAGAAAGGCCCUUCGCCAGCAAUAUCUCAGUCUGUCCCAGGGAGACCACUGUCACAUCACUUACAUCUGGAUCGAUGGCUCUGGAGAGGGUCUGCGUAGCAAGUCUCGAACCAUGGAUUCUGAACCAAAGAGCAUAGCCGAUUUACCAGAAUGGGAGUUUGAUGGGUCCAGUACAGGCCAGGCUGUAGGAUCCAACAGUGACAUGCUACUCAUUCCUGUUGGCAUGUUUAGAGACCCGUUCCUUUUGGAUCCUAACAAGCUGGUCCUAUGUGAGGUGGUCAAGCACAACCGAGAGCCCGCAGAAUCAAACCAUCGUAAUAGAUGUAACAAGGUCAUGGAGAUGGUCCAAGAAGAGCUUCAGCCCUGGUUUGGUAUGGAGCAGGAAUAUACUCUUUUAGGAUUGGAUGGACACCCUUACGGCUGGCCCAGACUUGGCUUCCCCAAGCCACAAGGUCCAUAUUACUGUGGUGUUGGUGCUGACCGGGCCUUCGGCAGAGACAUUGUGGAGUGCCAUUAUAAAGCCUGUCUGUACGCUGGCAUUAAAAUCUGUGGCACUAAUGCAGAGGUCAUGCCCUCUCAGUGGGAGUUCCAGGUAGGACCGUGUAAAGGAACUGAGAUGGGAGAUCAAAUGUGGAUGGCUCGAUUCCUGUUGCACAGGGUCUGUGAAGAUUUUGGUGUGCUGGCUACCCUAGAUCCCAAACCCGUGAAAGGAGAUUGGAAUGGAGCUGGUUGCCAUAUCAAUGUGAGCACUGUGCACACAAGAGGAGAAGGAGGAAUGGAGUACAUUGAGCAAGCCAUUGAGAAACUGAGAAAGCGACAUGUUGAGCAUAUUCGAGUCUAUGAUCCACAUGGUGGCGAGGACAACAAGCGACGCCUCACAGGUCUUCAUGAGACCUCCAGCAUCCAUGAAUUCUCUGCAGGUGUUGCCAAUCGGGGUGCAAGCAUUCGCAUCCCUCGUCUGGUGGCUCUGGACAAGUGCGGUUACUUUGAAGACCGCCGUCCUUCUGCUAACUGUGACCCAUAUUUAGUGAUCUGUACAAUUGCCCGCACAUGCAUGCUGGAGGAGGAAGAUGAAGUAGUUGAUCUGGAAUAAGAGAAUCUACAUAAUAGCAAUUGUAUGUCAUUUUAAAUACCUAAAAGGUUAGGCCUAUAUACAGAACAUAUUACACUUUAUAUUAAAAUAUUUAUCUCUUUAUCACCAGAAUAAGAAUGAUAUGAGUAAUAUCAUAAUAUAAUAUGAAUUACUUGUAAUGUAUGAAUAUAAGUUAUAGGUUUAAAUUUACCAUCCUUUUUUUGUCAAGUUUAUUUAUUUAUUGAGUGAAUUAAGUAAAUUGCAGGUUAAAUGUACAAUAAUGUCAUGUUUGCAUUCUCAGAUCUAUUAAGUUAGUAAAAACACUAAUGUGAUGGCUAAGCUUUUGUCUUGGGAGGACUGCGCUGCUUGAUGUGCUAUUCUAUUGGCUGUCCAUAAGGGGGAGUAAUAGGCAAAUGUUUAGGACUCUGUCUACUCUUUGCAUAAACAGAUACAUGUGGAAUAAA